AUCAGUUGGGCUCAAAGAGCCUAAAGAGGACACAGGUUACAUUCAUUCAGGUUUAAUUAUCAACUACCCCAACUUGAUUUUUUAGGACUGAAUGUACUAUACAUAUUUAUAGGCAUACCAGAACUCUCUCAGAGAAAGACAAAUAGCAAAGGGAGAUAUUUCUUUUCUGAAAGUGACUUAUACAGCAUAAGCAGAAAAAAUAUGAAAAUUAUUCUGGUAUUAUUCUUCAUGAUUUCUCAAGGAAUUUCAGCUAGACUGGAUGAUUAUAUUUACUUGGAAUCAGCAACUCCUGAGCCUAAGUCAAGGUUUGCUAUGUCUGAUGAUGUGCGUUUGCUAGCCACCGGACUACUCCAGCUUGGGCGUGGCCUUCAAGACUUUGUGAUCAAAACCAAGAGCCAAAUGGAUGAUAUCUUUCAAAGACUUAACAUUUUUGACCAAUCCUUUUCUGAGAUCUCACAACAAACCAGUGAAAUGAAAGAAGAAGAACAGCAAUUAAAAAAAGCCUCAAGUAGAUUGCAAGCAACCAAUGAAGAAAUGAGAAAUCUAUCUUUGCAGCUUAACUCCAAAAUAGAAGUCCUUUCCAUGGAAAAGAUACAACUAAAGAAUAAAGUAGGGAAGCUUGAAGAAAAAAUAACUAAAUUGGUUCAGACCCAGCUUGAAAGUCAUGAGCUAGAAGAAAUUACAUCACUUAAAAAUUUUGUUGAGCAGCAAGAUAACCAUCUCAGACACCUUCUCAAAAUCGUUCAACUGCAACAUGUUCAGCUCACAAAACAGCAAGAGCAAAUAAGGGACCUGGAGGAAAAGAUAAGCAGCCCUGGUUUUCAAGAUGAUUCACAAAUAUUUUCUCUGAAAGAUGACGACAGAAAUCCUGAACUUAAAAUAACAGCUAAAAAUAGCAAUUCUGGAGGUAAUGCUACUGAUUGUACCUGGAUUUACAACACAGGGGAAAGAUCUAAUGGGAUUUAUUCUAUUAAGCCCAAUGGAUCCAAAGCAUUUAAUGUUUGUUGUGAAAUGGAAGGAGAAAAUUCAUGGACAAUUAUUCAGAAGAGAUCUGAUGGAUCAAUAGAUUUCAACCAAACUUGGGAGAGUUAUAUAGAUGGGUUUGGUAAUCUUGAUGGAGAAUUUUGGCUGGGCCUUCGUAAGAUCUAUUCCAUUGUAGACCAAGCUGGCUACAUUCUGCGUAUUGAGCUUGAAGAUUGGAAAGCUAACAAACGUCAUAUUGAGUAUACAUUCCAAAUGGGAGGUCCAGAAAGAGAUUAUGCGGUCUUUCUCUCUAGGAUUACUGGGAAUAUUCCAAAUGCUCUGCCUGAACAGAAAGAGAUUAAAUUUUCUACAAAAGAUCAUGGCAACAACACUGAAAGAAAGCUUAACUGUCCGGAAAGUGACUCAGGUGGCUGGUGGUACAGUGUAUGCGAAGCAACCAACCUGAAUGGAAAGUACAUCAAGCCAAGUUCAAAAGGAAAACUACAGAGGAGGAAGCGAGGACUGUAUUGGAAGCCUCAGAAAGGAAAAUCUUAUCUUCUCAGGUCAACCAAACUGAUGAUACAUCCUACAGAUUUUGAAACAUUUGACUGAACAUCAUCAUUCAAAGUUUACCUAGUAAAUUGCAAGCUACUUCUCAGAAUCCAGUGACAGCCCUUUCUGGUGUCAAAGCAAAUCAGAUUAAGGAUGUAAUCAAACCAUAAUAAUAAUCUUUAUUUGGACAUA
This is a messenger RNA of Candoia aspera, 1707 nucleotides long. It is a transcript of the gene ANGPTL3, whose product is annotated as angiopoietin like 3. The transcript has 7 exons. Lineage: Eukaryota; Metazoa; Chordata; Lepidosauria; Squamata; Candoiidae. The record is from RefSeq and is a predicted model, not a curated record. Gene Ontology annotation, biological process: triglyceride homeostasis; cholesterol homeostasis; phospholipid catabolic process. Bases 202 to 1575 code for a protein of 457 amino acids.